Messenger RNA from Staurois parvus, 288 nucleotides. NCBI's taxonomy places the organism in Eukaryota, Metazoa, Chordata, Amphibia, Anura, Ranidae. The record is from the annotation of a GenBank genome assembly.
ACUGCGGCAGACAUUCUGGCACUGGGGGGAACUGACUUGGUGUAAAAAAAAUCACUGACGCUGUACUAAUGGCACUGGGCAGGAAGGGGUUUGCAUGAGGGGAGAUCAAAGGGUUAACUGUGUGCUGGGAGUGUUUACUAGGGGGUGGUGUCAGUGUGCUUCACUCAUGGACAUGCUGCUUUGUAUCUCUCUGCACAGCAGAGAGAUACAAAAUAGCAUGCUCCCUACCCCUGGCGAACACCCCUACCACUGACGGGUGUACUCAGUAGUCGCGACCUGGUCUCGGGG